Protobothrops mucrosquamatus (brown spotted pit viper) is the source of this 1032-nucleotide messenger RNA. It is a transcript of the gene ARTN, whose product is annotated as artemin. The record is from RefSeq and is a predicted model, not a curated record. Bases 1 to 1002 code for a protein of 333 amino acids. Gene Ontology annotation, molecular function: receptor tyrosine kinase binding; growth factor activity; glial cell-derived neurotrophic factor receptor binding. NCBI's taxonomy places the organism in Eukaryota, Metazoa, Chordata, Lepidosauria, Squamata, Viperidae. The transcript is spliced from 6 exons.
AUGCAGGAGCAUAGCACAGACUCAUUGGCCAUCCAGCGGGAAAGCACUAAUGAGCAUCCAGCACAUCAUCAGAGCAAAAUCUUCCUAAUCACUCUCUCCUCUUUGGACAAAAAGAUUGUCAAGACUGGUGCCUUUAGGUUUGCCCAAGACAAUGAAUGGACAAAGAUAAUUUCUGCUACUGUGAUCACCCAGCAAGUGUGGAGCGAAUUCGAUGCCCAGGAAGGGCCGGUACCCAGAAGGCGGCGCUUCACGGCCCGGAUUCUCGGAGCAUGGUCCCCUGAGAGCCGCGCGCAACAGAAGGCGCCCGAUCUGCCGAGACGGAGCGCACGGAUGGAGUGGAGAGUUGACGGGUCAAGGAACAGAUUAGACAGACCUCCCUCUGCCUGCAGGAGUUUGCCUAUCCAACAAGCACGAUUCAGGGAGCAGCGUUUGUGGAGUAUCUUAACUAUACUAUCACUGUUUGCUGGGACAGUCAUGGCAAGUUUGGAGACAGUUUCGGGAAGCAUGGGCUCUGUCAGCUCUGCCUCUAUGGAGGAAAACAGCAUGGAAACACCGUCUCUGGCUGUGAGGAAUCACUGGCAUGGGAAAAACAUGACCAUGCAAGACCUGAGCACAUCAGAACUUCUCAGGGCUGAGCGUUCCCCAUCAGGCUCAAGCAGUAUCAGGAGAAGCUCCAGAAGGACUGGAGGUGGUGGUCGUAACCGCGGUUGUCGCUUACGUAGCCAUCCAAUCAACGUGCGGGAUCUGGGGCUUGGCUAUGAUUCUGAGGAGGUUGUUCUAUUCAGAUAUUGCAGCGGGACAUGCAAGCUUGCCCGCAAUGACUAUCACGAAGUCCUGAAUCACCUUGUACAGGAAGGUAUCAUUGUUCCUAAGCAUAAUGAUCACAUUUCUCAACCCUGCUGCCGACCCAUCCUGUAUGAGAACCUCUCUUUCCUGGAUGUGCACAAUGUCUGGCAAGAUCUGCAAAGAGUUUCAGCAGCUGAAUGUAGUUGUCUGGGCUAAACAUGCUAUCUGUUCAGAGCUCACGGGGUC